Messenger RNA from Vitrella brassicaformis, 2110 nucleotides. The record is from the annotation of a GenBank genome assembly. NCBI's taxonomy places the organism in Eukaryota, Vitrellaceae.
AGUUUGUGCGCGACUAGUCCUGUGUUUGCUGCACGCGCUGUGCUGGGCUGAGUCCAUCCGUCUAUAAUGGCGGGCCGCACCAUCCCGGCGCGCAUGAAAGGUCUCACCGACCUGCUGCGGACAUUCGGUUUGAAGCCUGGUUGCAGCGAGAGGGAGCUCAAGGCGGCGUACCUCAAGGCGGCCAAGAAAUGCCAUCCCGACACUACGGAGUCGCAGGGGCCCACGGACGACCACAUGAAGUUUGUGCAGGUGGGCAUCUACGACAUGGAUGUCAAGCGUCCUGUCCUGUCAUCUAUCUGGUGUCUGUCUGCCGGUGCAGAUGAAGGAAGAGUACGAGAGAGCCAUGUCGAUAAUGCAGGGCCGUGAGGCCGCCAGCACUUCAGCCUCACCGGAGAGCGGCCCGACCUCCGAGGCCCGCGAUGACGCCUGGCGGCAGCGCCACGACUUCACCCGGUCGCCCUUCGGGCAGUACUACACACACGGAGGCGGGGCUGGCGAGGGCUGGCACUCCCAGUACAGACCGGGCGAGUCAGCCGACCGCAGCCAACGGCGCCAACAGCGCCAACAGGAAAGGUCAUCCUUCCACAGCAGCUCCGCAUACCACGAGCGGUACGGCCACCGAUUCCACGACGAGUCCAUACCGCCAUUCCGCGCUAUUGUCAAAAUGGCCACCUUCUUCGGCGGGUCCGUGCUGGCGAUCUCUCUCUAUCGGUCGAUGUCUCGGCGGCGCGACAUGAGUGCCUAUGACCAUCAUGCGUACGGCUCAACGGCAAGUGAGGACAGCGGCGAGCCGUCUGAGGAGGAGGAGGCCGUGGAACGACUCGGGGAGAGACUGCCUUCGGGGUCGUCGGCCAAGGAGGAGCAACACACGGACACAGAAGUGAGGCCACCGCACAUCACAAAGAAUAUGUCCGUCGAUAUUGGGGAUCGUAUCGUUAUGCUUUUUGCAUUGCUGGCUGUGUGUGUGGAUGUGAUACAUGCAGGAUGAGCAGCAUGUCCACCACGUGUCCGCGGGGGCAGUCAACAACCCGCCACAGCCGCUGGGCACGACGCAUGCCCAGUUCAAGUGGCAGGCCCCGUCCAUCCACAUGCCCCUCGGCAACGCCAUGGGAUGGAUGCCCAUCUCAUCAAACACACCUCCACCAAGACAGGUCAGCACCAAUCAAUAUUCGAUCGGGCCACGCGCGUGUGUACCAUGCACAUGUCCGCCUGCCUGUCUGUCUGCAGGACUCUGCUGGUGCACCUGAAUCAGCCGAUGGCAGCGCCGAGGCGGUCUAUUCGGGUGAUGAGUGGGCAGUCCCGUCGCUCGGCAACACACACGCCGCCAGCGAUGAUUCUUUGGCGGCUGCUCCCCCUCCUCCUCCCCCCUCCCCCACCCCGGCGGAGGCCGCAGAAGUGCGCAAGAAGAUGGCACAGUACUACAGAAACAGAGUACGUAACAGUGACGGACGGCGGUGCACCUGAAUGAGUCCCUCCUUGCCGUCCAUCUCUGUUCCCACGGUGGGGCUGUCUUGGGGUGUGUUGUGUUGGGGUGUUUAGGCCAUCAAGGCCAAGAUCAAGUCGCCCAAGACGAAGAGAUACGACCCGCAGAAACACAAGCACACGGUGAGCGCGCAUGCCGCCACAACCAAUUCACUCAUCGCUGAGCCCACCAGUAGAUACGCUGUUUGUUCCGUCAGAAGGCGCCAUCCACUGCGUUUCACGAUGAGGAGGGCCACACGGAUGCCGCUGAGGCUACCGCUACCGACGAGCUGGAGGUGCGGGGUCACCACGAGGAGACCAGAUGGAUCGAGGGCAAGGGCGGACUCAGCGGCGGCGGCGUGCGGGAGGCCUAUAAGGACGAGAGCUUCAAGACUGGCGGCGCCUUUCAGCAGUUCAUCGAUGCCUUCUCCGAAUGGAAACGCGUCAACGAGAGGCUCCGGGAAAACACAAUGAGGCAGCAGCAAGGCCCCUCCAAGCCGCCUAGCGAGUUCGCGUGAAUGAACAUCGAUGUCGAGAGAGUAGAGUGAGUGGCCUCUUUAUGGCCUCGCAAGUCACUCACCCAGCUCGGAUGUAGAGAGAGAGAUGGGAUGCGAGUGUGGAUGGAUGGAUGGAUGUACAGUAGAGAGGG